AUGGUCCCCCACACCACGGUCACCCGCCCCACCACGGCCACUACGGCGGCUACUACGAUCGAGUGUAAGGCGUUCGAACUGGAGUCUGGCCAGGAAACCAUCCCCGCCAGCGUUGUAAAGUAA
Messenger RNA from Phytophthora nicotianae INRA-310, 123 nucleotides. RefSeq lists its product as hypothetical. NCBI's taxonomy places the organism in Eukaryota, Oomycota, Peronosporomycetes, Peronosporales, Peronosporaceae. The transcript has a single exon. The coding region runs from base 1 to 123 and encodes 40 amino acids. The record is from RefSeq and is a predicted model, not a curated record.